Suillus clintonianus is the source of this 1245-nucleotide messenger RNA. RefSeq lists its product as uncharacterized. Gene Ontology annotation, biological process: folic acid-containing compound metabolic process. Bases 125 to 862 code for a protein of 245 amino acids. Gene Ontology annotation, cellular component: cytoplasm. NCBI's taxonomy places the organism in Eukaryota, Fungi, Basidiomycota, Agaricomycetes, Boletales, Suillaceae. Gene Ontology annotation, molecular function: dihydroneopterin aldolase activity. The transcript has 2 exons. The record is from RefSeq and is a predicted model, not a curated record.
CUCUGAUGUAAUCGAUGGAUCCGACUUUGCAUCUCUCGGUAGAGAGCCGAUCUAGUACUUCGGAUGGUACCAUAGACUGUAUACAAAAGGCUUGUAGGCUGCCCGGUGCAGCCGAAGAACUGCAAUGUCUUUACCAACCCCCACCGAUGUCGUGCUCGUCGAAGCCGUCCAGCUCACAGCAAACGUUGGCUCAGACUGCUGGGGUCGCACGCGUGACCAGCCCGUCUCCAUCUCCGUCUACCUCCACCUCAAACCCACCUUCCUUGAUGUGUCCGGGCAAUCCGACAACGUAGCAGACUCCAUCCACUAUGGUCAUCUCACCAAAGCUAUCUCAGCGCUCUCCGGACCAUAUACAAAUGUUCGUGCGCUUGUGCAUGAGGUCACUGAGAAGGCAUUUGCUCUGGCUGGAAAGACUGCGGAUGCCGUGCGCGUCGUUGUAGGCCUUAAGAAGCUCAUUUUACUUGCGGAAGACUUUGAGGUUGAGGUGGUUACACCCAGCGGGCAAAAUAGUUUACAGCAACCUGCAAAGGUUGUCAUCAAAAGCCUUGUCCUGCCCGUGCUGAUCGGCGUCAAUCCUCCUGAGCGCCUUGCAAAGCAGAGGGUGAUCACGAACAUUACAUUCUACGAGAAAUCCGGUAUGCACCAGGUGGACUACAUUGCGAUCAUCAAACAAAUAUCGGAGGAAAUCGACAAUACUGCAUACCUCACACUCGAGAAAUUUGUCCUCCAGAUCGUACGCAGCGCAUGCCUUGCGUCUGAUGCCAUUGAAGCCGUGACAGCACGGUCUCAAAAGCCCAGUGCACUGUCCUUUGCACACUCUUCCGGUGUUGAGAUCACUCGCUACCACAAUGCCUUUCGAUGAUUGCCAUGAGCCGUAUGAGAAAUGUGGUAAUGUGCGUAGCUAAGCUCAGAGAGCGUCACAUACUCAUGCGUGUCAUAGUCAACGCCAAUUUCAUCCAUCAUUGCAUGUACCCGCCUCACAUACAAUAUUAGAAGGAUGCUCGUUACGUGUUUGUUUUCCGCCACGUUUGAGACUGCAUAUGGAGGGAUGUAUGUCGUUCGCUUCAUAAUGCAAGUACGAAUGCUUGAUCUCUCAAUGCAUGACCGACAACGUACACAGCCCAAAUCAAGCCUGGAAGCGAUGAGACUGACCCACAAUAUUUGGUCCAGAUGUAAUGAUCGUGUUCUCGGUGUGCCGACAAUUGCUGAAAUGCAGGUUGUGUCUGAUAGCCUUUUUGUUCGUUC